AUGACAUUCUUCGUCGGCGCUUCGCUUUACCCUAAGGUUCAGAAAGACCGCCUUCACUCCGAGAGCCCCGAACCCGAGAUCUCUGAUCCCACACCUCCUACAUUCUACCCCACCUUUCACGCAGACACCGGUCGUCCUUCUCCCCCUGAAUCUACAAUCAAAGUCGUCGCUAUGCACCGCAACAACACCGCGCAUGACAAGGGCAGGUUCGAUCUCCUCUCUCCUCCUUCCUCUGCUCCCACCUCCGGCGACUCCGCUAGAAGUCCCAAGAGACCAUUCCGCAGAAUGACCCAGGCGGAGCAAGACACAAUUAUUGCGCUCGCUAUGAACGGCAAGAAAGCUCAAGAAAUCGCUCGUACUCUCGGUAUUCUUCCUAGAACCAUCAACAGGCUCCUCAAGAAGCAGAGGGAGAAAGGUCUUGCUAUUCAGAAAGAAGACGCUUGA
This is a messenger RNA of Ustilago hordei, 444 nucleotides long. RefSeq lists its product as uncharacterized. NCBI's taxonomy places the organism in Eukaryota, Fungi, Basidiomycota, Ustilaginomycetes, Ustilaginales, Ustilaginaceae. Bases 1 to 444 code for a protein of 147 amino acids. The record is from RefSeq and is a predicted model, not a curated record. The transcript has a single exon.